Molecule: messenger RNA, 2015 nt
Organism: Ictidomys tridecemlineatus (thirteen-lined ground squirrel)
Lineage: Eukaryota; Metazoa; Chordata; Mammalia; Rodentia; Sciuridae
Product: dimethylaniline monooxygenase [N-oxide-forming] 2-like
Molecular function (GO): NADP binding; N,N-dimethylaniline monooxygenase activity; flavin adenine dinucleotide binding
Source: RefSeq, a predicted model, not a curated record
AUGGCAAAGAAGGUGGCAGUGAUCGGAGCCGGGGUCAGUGGCCUGGUCUCACUGAAGUGCUGUGUGGACGAGGGGCUGGAGCCCACUUGCUUUGAGAGGACAGAAGACAUCGGAGGGCUGUGGAGGUUCAAGGUAUUUAUCAGCACCAGAAAAGGCUCCUGGGUCUUGAGCCGGAUCUCUGAAGAUGGUUAUCCUUGGGACUCUGUGUUCCACACUAGAUUCAGCUCCAUGCUCCGGAACAUUCUGCCACGGGCCAUUGUCAAAUGGAUGUUGGAGCAACAGAUGAAUCGGUGGUUCAAUCACGAAAAUUAUGGUCUUCAGCCUGAAAACAAGUACCUCCUGAAGGAACCCAUCCUCAAUGAUGACCUCCCGAGCCGCAUACUCUACGGAGCUGUCAAGGUGAAACCCAGGGUGACGGGGCUCACCGAGACCGCUGCCAUUUUUGAGGAUGAGACGGUAGAAGAGGACAUCGAUGUCAUUGUCUUCGCCACAGGAUACACCUUCGCUUUCCCCUUCCUGGAAGAGUCCCUGGUCAAGGUGGAGGACGGCAGGGUCUCGCUGUAUAAACACAUGUUCCCCCCGCAGCUGGAGAAGGCCACCCUCGCGUGCAUGGGUCUCAUCCAGCCCCUGGGGUCCAUCUUCCCGACCGUUGAGCUGCAGGCACGCUGGGCGACACGCGUUUUCAAAGGUGAGUGGGCAGCUUGCCCUCCUACAGCCCUGCAGAGGUGCCCACUAAAGGCUUCUCCCGGGCACGGGGGCAGCUCUCACCCUCCUGGGCAGGUGAUUCCCCCCGCCUCUGGGGUUCAACUCUGCAACAUUUCUGUUGACCGAGUCCAGGUCACUGGACACCUGUGCUGGGACCUGGGGGCACAGAGAGAAACCUAAACAAAUCCUUUUAACACUGCACAGCAAAUGCCUCGGUAUAGGAACACACAAGAGCUAUGGCGUGGGACAAGGGAGGGCAUCUGGCCGAGGACAACUUCCUGGGUGGCUGCUGUUCUAGGGCAGAAAAGGAACCCCCUGAGAACGCACAAAGGUCCAUGCACCUGGCGAGCUGCCAGCUCCUCGGCAUUCCCAGAGCGCGGGGGUGAGGGGGAGAGGCAUGGGAGCAACCUUGGGGAAGGUGACGGGACAGGAAGCAAAACUGCACCAUGCGGAGGGUCUUGGAUUGCAACGUGUAAAUUGGUUCUUCCCAAAUCUGGCUGCACCUAAAAUUGUCUGGUGUACACUUCUGGACCCUUACUGAUUAAGUGUGGCCUGCGAUUAAGCCUUAGAAAGCUCUUCAGCCAGAGACAAGUGGAGAGGUAUAAGCAAGGAACAGGACAAUGCUGUAUUAUUAGUUACCUGUGUGUUCUAUAGCUGAUCUCCUGAGCUUUUUCAUCUUUCAUUUUGAAAGAGUCUGACCACUCUCCAUUCCCUCCCACUCUCAGCCCCUGCCAACUGCCCUUCUCUCUGCUUCUAUGAAUUCAACUAUGUUAGAUAGUUUAUGUGAGUAGAAUCAUGCUGUGUCUGUGUGCGACUAGCCGAUUUUGCAUAGUAUAAUCUUCUCCCAGCUCAUCCAUCUCCUACUUAAGGCAGAAUUUCCUUUUUUCAGGCUUAAUAAUGUUCUAUGGUGUGUAUAUUUCACAUUUUCUUUAACCAUUCAUCUGUUGAUGGGCAUUUGUUCACCAUAUUUAGCUAUUGUGAACAAUGCUACAAGGACGGGGAGAGUGGAGGUGUGAGACCCUGGUUUCAGUUUUCUUGCAUGUACACCCCAAAAUGAGAUUGGUGCAUCAUAUACCAUCAUACUUUUGAUUUUUUGAGGACUUUUCACACUGUUUUCCGUAAUAACACACCAUUUUGUAUUCCUACCAAGAGCAUGGCCAUCUUCUCGUCCUUCCUGGUGUGCAUAGCUUUGUUUAUGAUAAUAGCUAUCCUGUCAGGUGUGGGGUGAUAAAUCCUUGUGGUUUUAAUUGCAUUACCUAACAAUUAGUGGUGUUGAACACCUUUACCUCUUGGUCAUUUGUGUGUUUUAU